GGUUGGCAGGUCUGACUCGUCUGUUUCUACUUGGCCUACUCUCCGUGUGUUCCGCAUGGAUUUUCGCAAUCAUCGCGCGGAAUCGCGGUAAAAACUCGCGAUUACGUUCACGAUCGAUUAGGCUCGGCUGCGCGGCUAAUGAACCUAAGUGUGACGAUGCAAGGCGCUACAGUCGGCAGUCGGCAGUCCGUUGCAGCGUCCUGUCUGAUCACUCCGAUCGUGUAAUUGACUCCGGAGGCAUUGUGAAAAUCGGAGCGACCGUCGUCGGAGCGGACGGUCGCCGCGGAGUGCUUUUCCUGAAAAAUGUGGCGGUGCCAUCGGCGAAGAGCGUCAUCCCGUGCGAGCGAAUACGGCAUCGUCGAGGAACGAUUGGCGGAAGACUCGAAAAGUCCAACGUACUUCCUCGACUUGAGACCUCGCGAGAAUUCGCGUGCGUAUACGUGCGCAUACGUGUGCAAUAGCGCACGGCGUAUAUUUGGUGCAGGGCGGGCUGUUCGCGCGGGCAUCCCUUCUGUCAGUCGAAGUGGGUGAAACUCGUAAGAAAUGAGACACCUGAAUCUUCGCUGAUGGAUAGACGCUUCAGACGUUUUUUCUCAUUGUUAGUCGAUGAAGCGGAUUUUUAAUUUGGUUACUGAUGUCGGUCAUCCUCUCGUGUUAUAAACUGUCCUGCUGUAGUGCUGAAACUUUGUGAUUAUAGAAUUUAAUACCGCUUCCUUAGAGGACUCAUUGUUGUUAUAGACUGAACUCGCAUUCAUCUCGAUCCUGACAAUCUACCGACUGAAAUAUUUUGGAAAUUAGUGAAGUUUUAUUAGACGAGUUUUAUUAAAUAUUUCUUUCUUAUGGACUGUAAGUGACUGCCGUAAUUAUCGCGUACCAUACCGGCAAUCGAAGCUGUUCUGUGGAAAAAUGUGUUUAUUUAAAAGUGCGAAAGGAUAUAAGCAUCAUUAAUCCAAGAGCAUUUGCAUAUUGCGAAACAGAUAUUGCAUCAAUUAACAUAAAACGAGUCAUUGUAUUAUUAUCUUCAUCUUUUCAAGAAGUAUUAUUAUAUUAAAUUAAAGAACACGUUUUGUCUUCAGCAACAUCAUGGACGAUGACAUCGAUGAUAAAGAUGAUACAAAGCGAAAAUCGCGUAAUCUCAGCGAAAAGAAACGCAGAGAUCAAUUUAACAUGCUUGUGAAUGAGCUUGGUAGUAUGGUUAGUGCCAAUACGCGGAAAAUGGAUAAAUCCACGGUGCUGAAGUCAACAAUUCUAUUUUUAAAGAAUCAUAAUGAGAUAGCUGUUAGGUCGAGAGUCCAUGAGAUUCAAGAAGACUGGAAACCAUCUUUUCUUUCUAACGAAGAAUUUACUCACCUUAUAUUAGAGGCGUUGGACGGAUUUAUAAUGGUUUUUUCUUCAAACGGACACAUUUAUUAUGUCUCCGAGAGUGUUACGUCUCUGCUUGGAUAUCUUCCGAACGAAUUGGAGAAUACAACUAUUUAUGAUAUAACAUAUCAAGAGGACCAGCCGCAGUUAUAUAAUGUCUUACUGAAUCCCGGGAGCACACGAGACAGACGCAGUGUGAAGAAAGAGGACCAAAUUACUUUCACGUGUCAUAUCAAAAGGGGUGGACUCGAUUUUCGGGAAGAAUCUAUUUAUGAACUUGUACAGUUUAUUGGAUACUUUCGUUCUGCUAUGGAUAACGAUGUUGACAAUCUAUUGCCAAAUCAGAAACUUAGUAAUACCAGCGGAUCAGAUAACAAAUUGGUCUUCGUGGGUACGGGACGUUUGCAAACUCCUCAGCUUAUCCGAGAAUUAUCCGUAACGGACAGUACGAAGUCAGAGUUCACAUCUCGCCAUAGUCUUGAAUGGAAAUUCCUAUUUUUAGAUCACAGAGCUCCACCUAUUAUUGGGUAUCUGCCUUUUGAAGUUUUAGGCACUUCUGGUUACGAUUACUAUCACGUAGACGAUUUAGACAAUGUAGUUACGUGCCAUGAAUCAUUGAUGCAGAAAGGCGAAGGGACGUCUUGCUACUAUAGAUUCCUCACGAAAGGCCAGCAAUGGAUUUGGCUGCAGACCAGAUUCUACAUCACUUACAAUCAAUGGAAUUCGAAACCUGAAUUUAUCGUGUGCACGCAUUACGUGGUCAGUUACGUCGACGUAAUGAAGGAAAUGCGCGCGGAAUCGGGGGGUUACGAUAAAACGCAAAAUCAAGACAUUUUACUGCCUGUAAAACAAGUAAUGACAUCUUGUCAAACACCAUUAACGCAAUGGUCAAACAAAUCAUCGAGAACGUCGAAGUCGAUGACAAUCGCUUCCAAUCUCCGACAUCGCGGUGAUGGUUCCAAUACGUCUUCAAUAUCCGUUUCAUUACGAAGUUCACCUCACUCACAAAUAACACAUGGAUCAAGAUCGAACGCAGCUUCUGCAAGUAGUUCCGUGGUGUCAAAGCCAAUAGCAUCGGUAGACAGUAGGCAACAGCAACAAACGCAACAGCAGCAGCCACAGCAGCAACAGCAACAGCCGCAACAGCAACCGCAACAACACCAGCUCGAUCAAUCGUGUAUAAAUUUUAUGGAUCCCGCGCAAUAUGCAACAGUUAAUCUGCAAUCGGUCGUCACAACGGGAUUUGCAGCGCCUGCUGCUCCAAUUCUUUCAUCCGUACCCACUCAUGAGAUGUUACAUCAGCAAGGUAUAGUAAUGACUCCUGCGCAGAACCAAAUACAAGACGAAUUACAACGGAAACAUGAAGAGCUACAACAACUGAUUGUUCACCAGCAAGAAGAAUUAAGAAGGGUCUCAGAACAAUUGUUUAUCGCCCGAUAUGGAAUUCUCACGCCGUUAUUAAAUACUGGUAUACCGUAUAAUCCAUCGAACCCGUGUCAACAAGCAAGCCGGUGUAAUAUUAAUAAUACUAAUGUACAAUUGCCCACAUCCAAUAGCGUACAAGGCGUGAACGUACUUCCCAUACCAAUUACUGUGCCAGUGCCUAUAGUGCCUACGGAAUUAUUUUCGCAUUCCUUACAAGUGAAUUCGUCGCCAGGCUCAACGCAUGGCAAUGUGGGCGCUAUAAUUCAAACCCAACAGCAACAGCAGCAUUCGCAACUGCAACAACAACAACAACAACAGGGGCCACCGCAGGAAGGUAGCAAUUCCGAUCUCGUGCCUUUCCAAAUCUGUCCACAACAAGCCGAGAUGAUGUACAGUAACUUGGAGGCGUCUUCGAAUCAACAGCAAAGAUCUUCGCAAAAUUAGAAAAGACUUUCCUCUUUUUAUGUAUUAAUUGUAUCUAUAACAUUAAAUAGGCAAGAAAUUUUAAUCUUCGAAAACUUAAGAUUUUUCGAAAUUUUCUCCCAAGUUUAUGUUAUUUAUUUAUCGCUGUGAAAAAAUUGGCUUACAAUAUCUAUUGUUACACUUACAAAUAUAUUGUGGACCUACCGUUUUUUUUUUAGAGAGCAUUGCAAUUUUUGUAAAAAUUGUUGUAUGUUUCAAGUGUACAAAAAUAUUCUAAGAAGUUAUGAUAAGAACAUUUGUGUGAUAGCGGCAGAUAUUGCAUAAAAUGUAACAAACUUUUAACAUUUUACAAUAGCGUGCAAUUUUUAACAUAUUGACUAUUUCUUGUUCUACGAUUGUUGUAUAUUUGUUCAUAAUUUCAACUAUGUUUCUCUCGUGCGAUCUUCAGCGAUCUUUAGAGAAUAAGGGACUUCCAUAUAAUGACUAUCUUACAAUUCUAUUUUCAAGAAACUCUUAAAAACUAUAAUACGAGGCAAUGUAAAGCAAAGUAGUAUUGUGCCACGCAAAAUAUGUAUUACAUAAAAUCAGAAUUUAUAAAAGUUAAUUACACGCAUUGUAAAAUAAUUUCUAAAAGAGAUAAGUUUUGAUAAGGAAUAAUGUAGCUUUUACUUAGAAUAUAACAUUUAUUUAAAUUUUGGAAAGCUUUCCAUAUUACGAUAUAGUACGAUGGAUAUUUUUUUAAUACAAU
Molecule: messenger RNA, 3958 nt
Organism: Temnothorax curvispinosus
Lineage: Eukaryota; Metazoa; Arthropoda; Insecta; Hymenoptera; Formicidae
Gene: Clk
Product: circadian locomoter output cycles protein kaput
Exons: 12
Coding region: 1084-3231 (715 amino acids)
Biological process (GO): regulation of transcription by RNA polymerase II; circadian regulation of gene expression
Cellular component (GO): cytoplasm; CLOCK-BMAL transcription complex; nucleus
Molecular function (GO): RNA polymerase II cis-regulatory region sequence-specific DNA binding; protein dimerization activity; DNA-binding transcription factor activity, RNA polymerase II-specific
Source: RefSeq, a predicted model, not a curated record